UAUUACAAAUAUAAGGUUUGUCGAAGCGGUGCAAUCAAGCUGAACAAUGAGUUCAGGAAACCGGAAGGUCUCGUCGAGACGACGUGGUAUCAGCAAAACUUCAAUACAAAUGGGACAAUUGAAACGAAAUGUUUAAUGCUGUAUAGGAUGAAUGCUGGAAUCGUUUCAUCGUUUAAGCGACAAGGUGAUAUUGUCCAAAAGCGUACAGGACAGUCAAAUCGGGAAGGUCAUCCAACACGUAUCACCCAAAAACCGAAAAAAAACGUUACAACAUCAUCUGAACCAGAGACUUAUAGGAAGAAGACUACUACUGCUGGCAAUAAGGAAAACGAGAAAGACAUUGACGAACAUAUUGAUAACUUACGGAGAAACCUAAGUGCCGAAAAUGUCACUCCGAAUCAUCCGAGUGCUAGUCAAGUAUUCGGAUUGACGCCACUGGAACCAGUCGUAGCGGAUACUACAGGUCCCGUCACACCCAAAAACGUCAUGGAAAAAACGUAUAUGCCGCUAUUGCCGCGACUGCCAUUGGCGUACUCAAUAGGAUCUGCAGACCCCUCCAUAUGCGGAAGCGCUUGUAACAUUAACGUCUCCAAGUCGAACUGUUACCAGCCUUUCGAAAACUUUGCGCAGCCACGAUACGACAACGCAAUGCUUUGCGGAAACAGGUUUACUGAGCAACGUCAAUACGAAGCAUCAUCGGCAACGUGCAUCACAAUGUCUCGCUCUCCUGCAACAACCGUCGAUUUUCAGGACCAAUAUAUGGAUCUGCGGGAAGGACCUGAAAAUACUCGUCAAUCAAUGCUGAAAGACAUUCCUCAAUACAACAAUAACUCUACCCAUACCAUGCAAAACGACGAAAUACGGAUACUGCGAGAGAAAAUCGACAAACUCGUCACAAAGGAGGAGUACAAUAAAACUUUACUGGAGGUAACCGAAAAGCUACUAACCAAAGAUGAUUUGCAAAUGAUCAACAAGAAAUUGGAUAAAUUGUUACGAAAGCGAAUAAAUGUAAUACCUACAAAACCUACGUCGUUCCCUCUGUCGUCUGUGGAAGAAGUGAUAGCAUUCAAAAAUAUUAACGACGAAGAAUACGAAGCUGCUGUCGAUUAUUUGGCAUUUCUUGGGGAAAGAAAUGUCCACGAAGCCGUCAUCUUUUGCAUGAAGGAGUCAAUAUCAGACGUCACAAUUGGACACUAUUCGGCCUGGGGAGAACGGGGAAAUCGUCCAUUAUUCGAUACAAAAAUUAUCAAAGCCAUUUAUGAUGCCAUCGCUGUGAAUUUUCAACCACCUCCUAACCGCGAUUAUUUUUUUAAAGAAGUAUCUGAAGGUGUACGCUUUGGAAAGCAACGUACUCGGAACGUAGUCGUUAGAGAGGCGGCUGUUCGGAAUCCUGGCAUACGUGCUCGAAAUCGCCAAGCAGCCGACGUCAAUUUAAACGACGAUCGACGCGAACGCGAGGAGGAACUACAAGAAAGCGAAAGCGACAAUUAAGCGGAUGAUGUCAGUUGUUAUAAAUGAGACUGAUUAUAAAAAUCUUAUUUUAUUUUUUUAAAAGUUUAUAAUGAGUGAGAUUGAUUAUAAAAAUCGUUUUAUUUUUUAAAAGUUUAUAAUGACAUUGAUUAU
This is a messenger RNA of Monomorium pharaonis (pharaoh ant), 1623 nucleotides long. RefSeq lists its product as uncharacterized. The transcript is spliced from 10 exons. The record is from RefSeq and is a predicted model, not a curated record. The coding region runs from base 136 to 1491 and encodes 451 amino acids. Lineage: Eukaryota; Metazoa; Arthropoda; Insecta; Hymenoptera; Formicidae.